AUGAGCGAUGUGGCAUCACUCAUCGCGGCUUCUCCGUCAGUACGAGUUUGCUUCCGAGCAAACCAAGAUAAGCUCCUUCGAUAUCGCAUUUCCUAUAUCCGAGAAAUAUUCUAUAAUGAUGAGCUUAUCCCUUUGGCUUUGAUGGUUGCGAGGAUGCGACGUCGCUUGAAAAGGCGCUAUGACAUGUAUCAACUUGUGGGACUCCUGGAACACUUUGUUCGUGGGGGCAGGUCUAAACUGUUUCAGCGGAAGUUUGACCACUGGCAAGAGAACCUCAUACAGAUCCAAGAUCUCGUCAAAAUCUGCACAGAGAUUCAAGAGCUUUCUCCAAGGGCAUGCUACAACUCAUCAGCAGCAUAUGCAAAGCCCCUUCUAUCCAAGCUGUGGCACCACAGAUUCGUGGAAACCUAUCUGCGUGAAGAGAUCAGUACCGCUAUGAAAUACUAUGGUAGCAGACUCAUGUUUCCGCCCAGAAAUAAUCUCAGCCCUGAACUAUAUGUGUUCUUGUUCACGCGUAACUAUGUGGGAAGCAGGCUGCCUGAUAAACAUACUGCUGAUAUAGUAGACACACAUGUCUCUAUUGGUCGGCUUGGUGCUAGAAGCUUCGGAGAGAUGAUUUCUAUUGCUGGCGACCCCUUGAAAAGCCAGGGGAUUUCGAAAAGAAGGAAGGCUGAGAUACAAAGUUGGAGAGAUAUGCGAAAAAAAACCUGGAAGGAGGAGGAUAAGAAGGUUCAGAAUGGGCAAAUGGUGGUUCAAAACGGCUUUGCACGGCCCCUGCGAGCCGAUGAAUUUGUUCAAACCUGA
This is a messenger RNA of Fusarium odoratissimum NRRL 54006, 804 nucleotides long. RefSeq lists its product as uncharacterized. Lineage: Eukaryota; Fungi; Ascomycota; Sordariomycetes; Hypocreales; Nectriaceae. The record is from RefSeq and is a predicted model, not a curated record. The transcript is spliced from 2 exons. The coding region runs from base 1 to 804 and encodes 267 amino acids.